GGCGCCGCAGACAAUAACCGGACUGGAAACCUAACCCGGCCGGAUCCAAUGGAAAUGCUUCCUAACUGAUGAUGUGAUAACAGUGCCUGGAAGCCAAAGGCUGAAUUUUCAACUGAAAAUACCUGAGUUGUCCCCAUCACCAUGGAGACUCAAAGGGAUGAAACUUCUCAGGCCAAGGGAGCUUCUGGAGACACCCAGGACCAAGGAGCAGAGAAAAGAGCCAAGAACAAGGCAGCUGAGCUUAUAGAAGGACCAACAUCAGAGCUACCCAUAUCUGGCCCAGGUAGGCUGAAGAAGACUGCCAUGAAACUCUUUGGUGGCAAGAAAGGCAUCUGCACCCUGCCGAGUUUCUUUGGAGGGGGACGAAGCAAAGGUUCUGGAAAAAGCACCUCUAAGAAGGGGCUUAGCAAGAGCAAGACCCAUGAUGGUCUGAGUGAAGCAAUCCGUGGCUCUGAUGACAUUGUCAAUGAGGGAACUAGCCUUUCUUUACCUUUGCCUGAAUCACCCUGCCGGCUUUCCAGCUCCCAUAGUGCUCAUGGGGAUUUGGAGACAGGCUCCAGGUGUAAGACAUCUAUAUCUGGAGCCAUAGAGAAAGUGGGGACUGAGAAGCCUCCCUGUGUGCCCAAACCAAAGAAAGGUCUGAAAGGGUUUUUUAGUAGUAUCCGUCGUCACCGAAAGAGCAGGGUCUCUAGGGCUGAACAAAGUGAGCCAGGGGACAAGAGGCCUGAAGAAACCAGAGCCAGGCUUCAUGAACUUGUGAGCUCAGCCCUUAUACCCCAUGCUGAGGAGACCCUUACAUUCACAAGAAAGGAAAAUGUCAAAUCUCAGAAUGCUCCUGUGCCAAAAAUUCCUUUAGCACCAGAACCUUCUCCACUAAUUACUGAGAAGACAGCCUAUAAAGAUCCAAAAAAAUCUAUGGAGACUUGUGCCUCAGCAUUUUUGCAGCCUAAGCCUGACCCUAAUUCCAGUAGCCUAGAGGGACUCCAUAGCUCAGCAACAGGGGAAAAGGUAAUAGCUGAAGAGGCAAUUCUGCCUAAUGGCCCUGUGGGGGACCAGCUGAGCCUCCUUUUUGGGGAUGUCACAUCCUUGAAAAGCUUUGAUUCUCUGACAGGUUGUGGUGACAUCAUAGCUGAGCAGGAUAUGGACAGUAUGACAGAUAGCAUGGCAUCUGGAGGACAGAGAGCCAACCGAGAUGGUACUAAGCGAAGUUCCUGCCUGGUGACUUACCAAGGAGGUGGGGAGGAAAUGGCCUUGCCAGAUGAUGAUGAUGAAGAAGAUGAAGAAGAGGAGGUAGAAGAGGAAGAGGAAGUCAAAGAGGAAGAAGACGAUGACUUAGAAUAUUUGUGGGCAAGUUCCCAGAUGUACCCAAGACCCAAUCUGAACCUGGGCUACCAUCCUACCACAUCUCCAGGCCGCCAUGGCUACGUGCUCCUUGACCCAGUUCAGUCUUACUCUGGUUUAGCCCCUGGGGACCUUUUGACUCCUCAGAGUGACCAGCAAGAAUCUGCUCCCAAUAGUGAUGAGGGCUAUUAUGAUUCUACCACACCUGGAUUUGAAGAUGAUUCUGGUGAGACCCUGGGACUUGUCCACAGGGAUUGCCUACCCCGAGAUAGCUACAGUGGAGAUGCCCUCUAUGAGUUCUAUGAACCUGAUGAUAGUCUUGAAAACUCUCCACCUGGGGAUGACUGCCUUUAUGACCUCCAUGGUCACAGCUCUGAGAGAUUUGACCCUUUUUUGAACUUUGAGUCCUUUCCUUCCUCUCGGCCACCUGGGGCAAUGGAGACAGAGGAGGAACGGCUAGUGACUAUUCAGAAACAGUUGCUGUAUUGGGAGCUUAGGCGGGAGCAGCUUGAGGCCCAAGAAGCAAGGGAAACUCGUGCACGAGAGGCUCAUGCCAGACAGGCCUAUACCCAAGAAGAGCAUGCCAGGGAGCACUAUACCCGAGAAGCCCACACCCGGGAAGCAUAUGUCAGAGAGAUCCGAGCCCGUGAGGCCUGUACCAGAGAGGCUUGUGCUAGGGAGGCUAAGGCCCGAGAGACUCAAAUCCAAGAGGUCCAAGCCCAACAGGAAAAACCUAUCAUGGAUUAUCAAAUAAGGCCCUUAGGCCCAUCAGUGAUUAGUCUGGUGGCUGAGGCGUCAGGGACCUCUCAGACUACUCCCCGGGGAACCACCUCAGCUUUUCCUACCACAGGGAGCAGUGAGCCAGACUGGAGGGAUUUCCGUCCUCUAGAGAAGCGUUUUGAGGGAAACUGCUCCAAGAAAGAUCAGAGUACCUGUCUGAUGCAGCUCUUCCAGAGUGAUGCUAUGUUUGAGCCAGAUGUGCAAGAAGCGAAUUUUGGAGGGUCUCCUAGGAGGGCCUACCCAACUUAUUCACCCCUAGAGGAGCCAGAGGAAGAGGAGGUUGAGAAGGAAGGGAAUGCCACAGUGAGUUUCUCUCAGGCCCUUGUGGAAUUCACCAGCAAUGGGAACCUUUUUUCCAGUAUGUCCUGCAGUUCUGACUCUGACUCUUCCUUUACUCAAAACCUCCCUGAAUUGCCCCCCAUGGUGACCUUUGACAUUGCUGAUGUAGAACGAGAUGGGGAAGGCAAGUGUGAAGAGAAUCCUGAGUUUCACAAUGAUGAAGACCUUGCAGCCUCCUUGGAAGCUUUUGAGCUGGGAUACUACCAGAAACAUGCCCUCAACAACUACCACAGCCGUUUCUACCAAGGCUUGACAUGGGGUGUGAGCAGUCUCCCUCGAUAUUUAGGACUGCCUGGCAUGCAUCCUCGACCUCCACCUGCUGCCAUGGCCCUCAACAGGAGGAGCCGCUCACUAGACACUGCAGAGACUCUGGAACUGGAGCUCUCCAAUUCCCACCUGGCCCAGGGCUACAUGGAGUCAGAUGACCUACAGGCUCAGCAAGAAGAUACAGAGGCAGAAGAAGAAGAGGAAGAAUGGGGCCGAGAUAGCCCCCUGUCCCUUUAUACUGAACCCCCAGGGGCCUAUGACUGGCCUGCCUGGGCGCCCUGUUCUCUCUCAGUGGGGCCAGACCCUGCCUGGAUAAAUCCCAGCCAGUUGGAUGGGCCUUCUAGGCAAUCUUCAUAUGGGCAAACAGCCUGUUGUAUACCUCCUGUGGCCGUGCCGAUGUUGCUGCCAGUACCAAGGCCAGAGCCAAGGGUACUUAGGCAAUCUGGGCCUCAGCUUACUCGGCCUUCACACCUACCGCUGCCCAUGGGCCCUUGUUAUAACACCCAAACACAGGCCUACCAGAGUGUAAGGGCCAGGCCUCGAGAUAAGCUACUGCUGCCUGUUGAUGAGCCCAGUUGCUCCUCUCGUUCUGGAGGCUUCAGUCCCAGCCCUCUGUCUCAGGCCAAGCCUGUGGGCAUCACCCAUGGUAUUCCUCAGCUUCCCAGGAUUCGGCCUGGGCCCCCACAGGCUCAGUCCAUUUGUUAUGGGGCAUCCAGCUUUGACCUGUCAAAGGAGAGGGCCGAGCAAGUUGUCUCUCUCCCCACCAGCUACUCCUCCACUGCCAUGAAUGGAAACGUAGCCAAGUAGUCAUCGGUACUGGAGUGGGGGGGGGGGAGCA
Molecule: messenger RNA, 3565 nt
Organism: Condylura cristata (star-nosed mole)
Lineage: Eukaryota; Metazoa; Chordata; Mammalia; Eulipotyphla; Talpidae
Gene: AMER1
Product: APC membrane recruitment protein 1
Exons: 2
Coding region: 142-3534 (1130 amino acids)
Biological process (GO): regulation of canonical Wnt signaling pathway
Cellular component (GO): plasma membrane
Molecular function (GO): beta-catenin binding; phosphatidylinositol-4,5-bisphosphate binding
Source: RefSeq, a predicted model, not a curated record